Molecule: messenger RNA, 5778 nt
Organism: Platichthys flesus (European flounder)
Lineage: Eukaryota; Metazoa; Chordata; Actinopteri; Pleuronectiformes; Pleuronectidae
Gene: sv2ca
Product: synaptic vesicle glycoprotein 2Ca
Exons: 13
Coding region: 294-2537 (747 amino acids)
Biological process (GO): chemical synaptic transmission; transmembrane transport
Cellular component (GO): membrane
Molecular function (GO): transmembrane transporter activity
Source: RefSeq, a predicted model, not a curated record
AGCACACAAGAUUGUUUCUCGGAGUCUGAUGCAAUGGGUUCCCAUCAGCUCAGCCCACUCCUCUCGCCAUAAAUGACGCCAGGCCAAUGAUUGCCACAGCCAUUGUGGGUUAUCUCCCGUGGUGACUGCAGCCUCAAGAGUUUCCUUCCCCGGCUGCAUCUUCAGACCCACCGAUCGUGCCAUUCCUACAAUCCUCCCGUCAGCGUACAUUCACCUCUCUUGCCCCUCUCCCCCUUUUCUUCUUCUGCUGAGUAUCUAUUGAGGCCCUGUGAAAACCUACCUGCGGAGCCAAAAUGGAGGACACUUACAAUAACAGGACUUCUCUGGCUAAGGGGGCCAAGGACAUGGUCAAGGAGGCCAAGCGGCAUGCGACGAAGAAAGUAGGCAAGGCGGUGGACCGCGCAACCGAUGAGUACUCGUCCCACCGCAACUACAGCCGAUUCCAAGAUGAGGAGGAUGAGGAUGAGGACUUCUACAAGAACCCGCCGCGGCAGCACGGAGAGGGCAACCACGACAACGAGGAGGGCUCCAGCGACGCCACGGAGGGCCACGACGACGAGGACGAGAUCUACGAGGGCGAGUACCAGGGGAUCCCCUCGGCAGGAGACAGUAAGCAUAAGGACGGCCAGGUGGCGCUGGGGCAGCUGGUGUCGGAUGCCACAAGGGACCGUAAGGAGCUGGACCAGGAGAGAGAGGCCGAUGAGGAGGAGCUGGCCCAACAGUACGAGCUCAUCAUCCAGGAGUGUGGCCACGGGAGGUUCCAGUGGCAGCUGUUCCUGGUUCUCGGGCUGGCCCUCAUGUCAGACGGCGUGGAGGUGUUUGUGGUGGGCUUCGUGCUGCCCAGUGCAGAGACAGACAUGUGUGAACCCAACUCCAGCUCCGGAUGGCUAGGUGGUGUUGUAUACUUGGGGAUGAUGGUUGGCGCGCUCUUCUGGGGAGGGAUGUCUGACAAAGUUGGCCGCAGACAGAUUCUCCUCAUUUGCAUGUCCACAAACGGCUUCUUCGCCUUCCUGUCGUCUUUUGUCCAGGGAUACGGCGUGUUCCUCCUUUGCCGCCUCGUCGCAGGCUUUGGGAUAGGAGGUGCCGUGCCGAUCGUCUUCUCCUUCUUUGCAGAGGUGUUGUCCAGGGAGAAAAGAGGAGAGCACCUCAGCUGGCUGUGUAUGUUCUGGAUGAUAGGAGAGAUCUAUGCAUCUGCUAUGGCCUGGGCCAUCAUACCACACUACGGUGAGUUCACCACAAAUUAUCACAGCGUGCACCCAGAAUGUUGGAGCUUCAGUAUGGGCUCAGCGUACCAGUUUCACAGCUGGAGGGUGUUUGUGGUCGUCUGCGCUCUCCCCUGUGUGUGUGCCGUGGUGGCUCUUACCUUCAUGCCUGAAAGCCCCAGAUUCUACCUCGAGGUGGGGAAGCACGAUGAAGCCUGGAUGAUCCUCAAACAGAUCCACGACACCAACAUGAGAGCGCGUGGGCAGCCGGAGAAAGUCUUCACCGUAAACAGGAUCAAGAUCCCCAAACAGUUGGAUGAACUGGUUGAAAUGCAAUCCGAGUCUGGCAACCCAGUAUCCAAGUUUUUCUUCCGGAUAAAGGCUGAAACACAGGGGAUCUAUCAUAACCUGAUGAAGUGCUUCAACUACCCAAUGCGAGAAAACAUGAUACGUCUUGCCACGGUGUGGUUCACACUGUCAUUUGGGUAUUAUGGGCUGUCAGUCUGGUUCCCUGACGUCAUCAAACACCUUCAGGCAGAUGACUACGCCUCCAAAGUGAAGAUCCACAGCAAUGAACGCAUCGAGGACUUCACCUUCAACUUCACCCUGGAGAACCAGAUACACAAAAAUGGCCUCUUUAUCAACGACCGAUUCAUCAAUAUGAAGCUGAAGUCCGUCACCUUCAUUGACUCUACUUUUCGUAACUGCUACUUCGAUGACGUGACGUCAGUGGGCUCCUUUUUCCGCAACUGUACUUUCAUUGAUGCUUUCUUCUUCAACACAGACAUCUAUGAGACCAAGUUGAUCGACGGCACAGAGGUGAUCAACAGCACCUUCACCCACAACAAGACAGGGUGUCAGAUGACUUUUGAUGACGACUACAGCGCCUACUGGGUUUACUUCAUCAACUUCCUCGGGACCCUGGCUGUUCUGCCCGGCAACAUCGUCUCCGCCCUUCUCAUGGACAAAAUUGGCCGUCUGUCCAUGUUAGGUGGUUCCAUGGUGUUGUCGGGCAUCAGCUGUUUCUUCUUGUGGUUCGGCACCAGUGAGUCCAUGAUGAUUUUCAUGUUGUGCCUUUACAACGGUCUGAGCAUCUCUGCCUGGAACUCCCUGGAUGUGGUCACUACUGAGUCAUUCCCUACUGCCAGGAGAGGAACAGGCUUCGGGUUCUGCAACGCUCUGUGUAAGCUCGCCGCCGUCCUGGGGAACCUGUUUUUCGGUUCACUCGUCGGCAUCACCAAGGCCAUCCCCAUCCUCAUGGCCUCGUCCGUGCUCGUUUGUGGAGGCCUGGUCGGACUCAGGUUGCCUGACACCAGGGCAAAUGUUCUCAUGUAACACCGUUGUGGCGUUCAUCAGCAUAAAAAAACUGGAUCAAACCUGGGUGAGUCCGAGAGGACGCUCAGGCAGCGUUGGGUAAAAAGUGCAAAUUGCUUGGUUCACACAUAUCUUUCAUAUCAUGAUGUUACCUCGGUGAAGCCACCUUUUCACGGUGCAAUCAUACAACUCCUACGAUCAGUGUAAGUUAAUAAUAACCUCAGUCAUUUUGUGAAUGUAUUAUCUGGGAGUUGCUCAGAGACUUUGUUGGAGUUUCAGUUUCAGUGAGUCUUUGCACCUUGCCGCUGCAGCCGUGAUCCUGCGCAGAGUCACCGCUUGGUUAAAGCUCAAGGCUUUUAAUAUUGAUACGGUCUUAUUAAGACGAGCCAGAUGGGGAGACAAGUGAAAAACAAGCUGUAAUGAGCACAGCCAACCUGCUGCUUGACAACAUCAGGAAUAGAUGAUCAGACAGAGCAGGCACACGACACACCGGUAUGACAGCUGGCUUACCCACAGGACCCACAUGCACAGGUCUUGUUGCAGAUAGUGUGUAGAAAGUCCCUGUGCUUGAAGACAUCAAAAUCCACGCACACAUCUGAGACGCAAAUACAUACUCAAAAAUAGACCGAAUAUCAGAAUACACACACAACACUGCAUUUGGCUCAAUGUGACAUUUGCUCAGACGUCUGCAAACUUUUCAGAGUUAAUGAUAGUAGGACACCAAGCCCUUUGCAUUUCCUACCCAGCCGAGAAUCAAUAAGGCCAUCAUGAAAAACUGUAUAUUCCUGUACCAAUAACUGUCUAGUACGUUCAAUCUGAGGAUGUUUGCAUUAUUUUCUGCUUUGUCAUUGUAGAAGUUCUACUGAUUUUAUCCAAGUGUUGUUAGUGUGGGUCGUCGCUCACGUGUAUUAUUUCUACAAAGGCUCUCUGAUGAGCUCUCCCUCUGAGAUUAGUUAGCUUUGUGUUGGAUCUUGCUCGUGGCGGUGGCAUUCACAUGUCAUGCCAUGCUGCUUCCUUUUUAAAAAUACUGAAUGGCCUUUUUUAAAUGUGCCUCUCCUUAACUGGAGCAGUCUGCCCAUAGUCAUGUGGUGUCCCGGGGGAUACGAGGAUCAGACAGAAACGGAAAAACAGAAGUGAAUAGAUCAAAUACUCAUGGGGGAUUUGUGAUUAUGUGUGGAAUUUGUUAGGCUGUGAACCUCUUCUCCUUUAUUAGUCUUCCCCUUUUUUUAUAAAGCUUUUAUUUCUCUGGGAAAAACCUCCUCCUCUCAUGAAGAAAAAAAACUGUUGCUACGACUAGUGACAGUGUAUGAUAAUAUGAUCAUAUGGUGUAAGUUAACAACGCAAGACUAUAAAGUAAUAAUGUAAAUAUCAGUCAGGGCCUCUUUGUGCCGCCCAUGAGGAAAGUGUCUCCUAAGGAAACAUUGGCUUUUUUAAAAUUAUUUUGUGUCUUAUUCAAAUCAUCUAGGAAAAAAUCGGCCCAUUGUUUGUUUCGAUAGCUGUUGUGAACAAACACAAAUCUUGAUGAUUAAUUCGAUUUUUAACUAGGGAAAACUUUUUUUUGAACUUGCCAUAAUCGAACAAUUGAAAACAUGAUCUACCUUGACCUGAUGUGUCCUGUCUUUCAACAUUGGAGCCUCAAUUCAUCUUUGAGAAUAUCCAAGGGGGUGACAUGUUAAAAUACCUCUAAAUAUUUAGCAAUCAAAUAUAUUUAAACAGCUGAGACUGUUGAGCUUCUUGCAGUCUUGUUUAUUUUGUCCUUGCGGGUUGUAUUUUCUGUGGCUAAUAGCUGAAUAGAGUUCUCCCCUGUUUCUGUGUUAUUGCAGCAUAGAGGUAGUUUCUUGAUCUGCAAACGGCUCUCGAGACUAUUUAAAAAAUAAAUAAAAAAAGGCUUCCAAACUGGUACUGUACACUCAAUUUCCAUAAACCUAUCGUUUUCACAGAUUUUCAGUUGGAAACACAUAAUGAGGUGUGCUGCUAUUGUGCGAUAGAUAUUUUUGACCAUAUGAUUUAAAUAUUUUGAAACUAAAGUAUGACAUACAUAUAUUAAAUGAAUGCACUGAUGUCAAAAGCAAUGACUUUCGCCCAGCGUCACUGCAGUGAAGUACUGAUCUGUAUGUUUCUCGGCUGGUCUCCCUUUUGUGUAUACUGGGGAGAAUUCAUGUUCCUUGUUAUGUUUGAGGUAUUUGGGGGAUUUCUUUCUCUAUGUACUGUAUUUAUGUGUGUUUAUGCGAGUGUGUGUAAGAAUGGGAAAGCUAAUCCUGUAUGUGUGUGUGUGUGUGGAUGCACGAGUAUAAAUAUUAUGUACAUAUCAAAGCUGAUAUUGGUGAAGUUCUGGGUUAAAUGUGUAUAAAAUCCUUGAUCGAUUCAUGUGUCUCCUGCUCUGUCAAAGUGAUAAAUCCAUCUCCUGUAUCUCUGUUGUACAUCUCUGUGUGUCCUUGGCUUAACUCCCUUCUCACCUGCUACUUUGUGUGUGUGUGUGUGUGUGUGUGCACCAACUUGCAUGUAUGUAAGAAAACUUCCAUUAUUUUGUGGUCAACUUUGCGUUCUUACUGUAAACUUCUUCUGGCAGAAAAUGAUGGCAAUAUUAAGAGUUUUGUUGAAGAAAAUGUGAAUGUAUCACUCUGUUGAUCCAUUUAUGGAGGUAAUUAAGUGUAUGUGGAGAAUACAGUUGUGUGUUUUAUUGUAUGCCAGUCAUAGGAUGACUGAGCUGUGUGUUCAGAGAUCUGUAAGUGUGGAAAGAUGUGAAGAAAUAUUUGCCAAAUGAUGCUCUGUGAAUAAUGUGUAAAACUGGAAAGGCAGGGAUUGCAGACUGUGCUGCAUAUAUACAAUAAUAUAUAUACAAUAAAAGCUAUGUUCUCUAGCAAAGCAAUUCUGUGCUUCUGUUAUUUUUACACAUUACAUUACUGCACUUGUUUAAAGACAUUUGAGAUUUAGUAAAUUUCAUUCCCUUUUGUUCACUACUUACAUUAGUCAACCUAUUUGGUGUGAAUACAACUAUUGCAGUUAAAUAGUGUAAUAUAAGACAACUGUUAAAUAAAGUCUAUCUUCACAAAGGUAAUUCAGUUUUGCUGAAACUGUUGUAGAAAAUGCUGUGUCAAUUGUAUGGUCAUGUUAGAGUUUAUGCAACAGUUGUGCUGCAGUAUUGUGUUUCCAAAAUUGUAUGUAACAUCAUUGAUAUGUGUGAAAAUAUAAUAAGGGACAACCCCCUGUGUAAUAGGAAACUUAGUGUGAAUACAUGCAGAGAAACACUUUCAAUAAAGUU